Molecule: messenger RNA, 2524 nt
Organism: Egretta garzetta (little egret)
Lineage: Eukaryota; Metazoa; Chordata; Aves; Pelecaniformes; Ardeidae
Gene: PLPP2
Product: phospholipid phosphatase 2
Exons: 5
Coding region: 697-1686 (329 amino acids)
Biological process (GO): phospholipid metabolic process; signal transduction; phospholipid dephosphorylation
Molecular function (GO): phosphatidate phosphatase activity
Source: RefSeq, a predicted model, not a curated record
CCCGGGGCUGCCCGGCUCUGCCCGGGUGGGCUCUGCCAGAGGAGGCAUCCCCUGGGCAGGGUGCGAGCGGCGGGGGGGGGCCGGGGGGCCCCUUGCGGGGGGGGGUGGGCACGUGCCUGCUACCCGGGCAGAGACCCCCCAGACCCCCCCUUUGAUCUCAGGGACGAUCCCGUCCAGGGGCGAGCUCUAAGGUGCCUGUGGCCAGGGUUGGGGGCACGCUGGGUGGAAAAGCCUCCUCGCCUGGACGGAUCCAGCUGGUCGCAGCAUCUCUCCAGAGCCCUGCCAGGAGAGAGGGGAGGCCGGCAGGAGCAAGGGCUGCAGGGGGGCGAGGGUGGGAAGCACGGGGUGCACGGGGGUCCGACCAUGCCCAGGCUGGGUGACCCACCAGCACAUCCAGGCACUGGCUCUCCUGGAGCCGGUGUGAGGGUCCUGCUGUAAAACAGGUUUGCAAGAUGCCUGUGCUUGUUAAUUCUAAUGAGCUCCAUCCUCCUAGGCCAAAAGGUCCUGGUGAGUGUAAGGAGAGGGUGCAAGAUCAGCCUUCUUCUUCUGCCCCAGGCCCUGUGACUGCUCUGCCUGGGGAGGAGUGGGGAAGCCAUGGGGGCUCUGCAGGUGCCCGGUCGCAGCCGUCUCGCGUGGUAUCUGGGUGCUGCAGGCAGCUGCGAGGCCUGAUAGGGCCCUAUCAGUGACAGGGCCAGCAUGCUGGCGGGUGCAAAUGCUCCGGCCCUGGGUGUGGGUGGCUCACUGUGUCCCCAGGGGGAAUCCCUCCCAGGCAGCAGGGAGCAGAGACCCGGGGGUGAAGGAUGGGAAGACCACGUGGUGCUGGGUGCCUGCGUGGAGCCUGCAGGGGGGUAUCCCCAGUCCUCACCUUCUCUCUGCCUUGCAGCGUCUCUGCCCUUCGUCAUCCUGACGCUGGUGAACUCCCCAUACAAGCGGGGCUUCUACUGCAAUGAUGACUCCAUCCGCUACCCCUACAAGGCAGACACCAUCACCCAUGGCCUCAUGGCUGGGAUCACCAUCACCUGCACUGUUGCCAUUAUCUCAUCAGGGGAGGCGUACCUGGUCUACACAGAGCGCCUCUACUCCAAGUCAGAGUUCAACAACUACCUGGCCGCCCUCUACAAGGUGGUGGGGACCUUCCUCUUUGGAGGGGCCAUCAGCCAGUCCCUGACAGACCUGGCCAAAUAUAUGAUCGGCCGUCUCCGGCCGAACUUCCUGGCCGUCUGCAAUCCUGACUGGUCCAAGGUGAACUGCUCCAUCUAUGUGCAGCUGGAGAAUGUCUGCCAGGGGGAGAGCAAAAACGUCACCGAGUCCAGGCUGUCCUUCUAUUCUGGCCACUCCUCCUUUGGGAUGUACUGCAUGAUGUUCCUGGCGCUCUACGUGCAAGCCCGGCUGGUGGGGAAGUGGGCCCGGCUGCUGCGCCCCACCAUCCAAUUCUUCCUCAUCACCUUCGCCAUCUACGUGGGCUACACCAGGGUGUCCGACUACAAGCACCACUGGAGCGAUGUGCUGGCGGGGCUGCUCCAAGGGGCUCUCAUUGCCAUCCUCAUCGUCCGCUAUGUCUCUGACUUCUUCAAGCACCGUCCCCCACGGCAGCGUGAUGAGAAGGACCCGGAGCACAAGCCCAGCCUGCCACUCGCCAUGAGCGACCCUGACCGCAAUCACUACAGCUACCGCGGUGCCCCGUGAGCUGCGUGCGGGCCGCUCGCGCCAGACUGCAGACCUGCCCCUCGCCGUGCUCCGCACCACCCCUGGCACAAGGGACGGGGACACCGGCUCUCUAUUAAUCGUUGGCUCCACGGCUCCGGUGCCUCUUGCUGCUGCAGGUACCUAUGGGACAGCCCUGCCCAUCCUUGCUCCUGCAGCUCCUGGCCCCCCGUGCCUGCGGUGCCCCCCGUGCUUGCUGGUGCCUGGCGAUCCCAGUGCCCUGCCCAUGGGAAGGGGAGGUCCUCGGUCCCCUGUGCAUCUGAGUCAGGCUCCCAGGCUGCCAUCCCAGCCCUCUGGGUGAGGGGAGGGUGGAUUUAUCGGGCUGGCAAACCGCACUGAGUGAAGAGCAAACUCGUUGGGAAGUCUGAGGUGUCCUGUGCUGAGUGUGUGUUAUCCCUGUCAAAUUAUCCGGCCUUAUGAGUACAAAUCCUCACAAGCACAGGGGGAGGAGGACAGCUGCUGGGCUAGCAAUACUUUUUUGGAAAGGAUUAAAGCAAUCCAGAGCUCUUCUCUGUUCCCUGAUUACUUUUAAAAGCAGUCCUGGCUGCCAGCAGCUGGUGUGAGCGAAGGGUGCGUAGGCAGGCUUUCCUCCCGUGGUGCCUGAUGCUGCAGUGCUGGAAGCAAGGGCUUGCACCCUGCCUGCUUCACGCCUGGCUUGGGGCGAGGGGGAUGCUCGAGCCUUGGUCUCUCCUGCAGCUUCAGCUGAUGCUUUAGGGGAUGCGGGGGGGGAGGGGAGCGGGAAGGGGAGAAGCUUUCUGUGGUAAAGGUAAAUAAAUGGGGAUGUGGAGCUGGACACGGGGCUCCAGUAGCCCUGGGAAGG